Molecule: messenger RNA, 10220 nt
Organism: Danio aesculapii
Lineage: Eukaryota; Metazoa; Chordata; Actinopteri; Cypriniformes; Danionidae
Gene: snta1
Product: syntrophin, alpha 1
Exons: 8
Coding region: 45-1484 (479 amino acids)
Cellular component (GO): neuromuscular junction; dystrophin-associated glycoprotein complex; intracellular anatomical structure
Molecular function (GO): structural molecule activity; protein binding
Source: RefSeq, a predicted model, not a curated record
AGUCCGGGACUGCAGCCCGCCGGUAUUCCAGGAAUGUGUUGAUCAUGGCGGCCGCAGUGAAGCCCGUGAAGAGCGGACUGCUAGAGCUCCGCGUUACCGUACACCACUGGAUCCGCGUGCUCGCCACUCUUACCGGGGACACGUUCACCGUGAGCCCCGGAGAAACCGGCGAGGAGUCCUCCAGCAGCUCUCCCGCGCCCGGUGCUGCUGUUAACGGUGAUCCGGCGAACCUCAGCGCCUGUCCGGUACCGGACACCAUCACCAACGUCAAGAGGACCGUCCGGGUCACCAAACAAGAAGUCGGAGGACUCGGAAUAAGUAUAAAAGGUGGGAAGGAGAACAAGAUGCCCAUCCUGAUUUCGAAGAUCUUCAAAGGACUGGCAGCGGAUCAGACAGAGGCUCUUUACGUUGGAGAUGCUAUUUUAUCGGUGAACGGUAACGAUCUCAGAGAAGCAACUCACGAUGAAGCUGUUCAGGCCCUGAAGAAAACCGGCAAAGAGGUCAUUCUGGAAGUGAAGUACAUUAAGGAGAUGUCGGCGUUUUUUAAGGGUGGGUCGACAGGGCCGCCGGUGCUGGAUUCCCCUCCAGCAACACCUCAGAAACAGACGGAUCCUGCGCUGAAGGAGACCAGAACCAUCCCACUGCGCAUGUGCCAAGUCACCCGCAAACAGUGCCCGCCUGACACAGAGGACAGGUAUUUCGAGGUGGUUUCCUCAGACAGGAAGACGUCUGUGUUUUUGCGGGCUAAAGAUCACGCUAUGGCUCAGGCCUGGUAUAACAGCAUCCAGAGCAGCAGCGCAGCGUUACUGAACACUGCUAAAGAUGAGCUCAAAACACUGCAGCCCAGCCUCAACAUCAUACACAUCGGCUGGAUCAUUGAGCAGGGUUCAGAGCGGCCCAUCCUGGCAGUGUUGACAGACAGAGAUCUGCUGCUCUAUGGGGCUUUACCAGACAGCAAAGAGACGCUCAACAGCCCAGACAAGAGCUACCCACUCAUCACCACCAGGCUGGUUCACUCUGGUCCGGGUAAGAGUUCUUCAGUGCACGACUCAGAGCUGACGUUCGGUCUGCGUUUGGGCACUAAGCAGGGUGUGGAGACGCAUCUGUUCAGGGUGGACUCUGCUAAAGACCUGUCCUGCUGGACACACCUGCUUGUGGACGGAUGCCACAGUGCUGCAGAGCUCGUGCAGGAGGUCACUACAGCGUGCAGCUGGAAUGGGAAGUCCUGUAUGCUCAGUGUGCACAUAGACCGGGGUUUCUCUCUGUUCAUGGAGGAUUGUGGCGUGAGGAAGAGCGUCCUUCUGCAGCAGCCGUUCGAGCGGCUCCGCAUGUCCUCCGACGACGGCGUCCGCAUGAUAUUCCUGGAUUUCGGCGGACCAGACGCUGAGAUCCAACUGGACCUUCACUCGUGCCCUAAAACCAUGGUGUUCAUCAUCCACUCGUUCCUGUCAGCCAAAGUGAAGCGCCUGGGUUUGCUGGCAUGAGGACGGAGCGUGGGAGAAAAGCUGGACCACUGGACAUCAAGCCAAAAUCUCCAUCACAGACUGUGUUCAUUCAGCAGAUCAGACCUCUGUGCUCCUUCAUCACUGUAUAUGGGUUUGUAGCUCAACUUUAUGAAUGUUUCAAAACAAAAUCGCAAAAAACACACAUGCUAUGGAAGCUUGUUUCUGCGGUGAAAAAAAGUCACCAUGACUCUUAAUGAUGAUUCUGACUUUUUUUUUUACCUGCAAUUCUGAUUUAAACUCACAAAUACAAGUAAAAAAUUGGAUAAAAAGUCUGGAACUAUAUAUGGGAACGAUGUAGGAACUAAAAAGCUAAAUUGCAAGAUAUAAAUUCUGAGAGAGAGAAAAACUUGUAAAAACCAUGAGUCUUAAUGAUGAUUCUGACUUUCUUUUUAGCUGCUAUUCUGAUAACAUCUUAAACUCACAAGUGCAAGAAAAAAUAGUGAGGCAAAUAGUCAGAUGUAGGAACUAAAAAGCUGAAUUGCAAGAUAUAAAUUCUGAGGGGAAAGAAAAACUUGUAAUAACCAUAACUCUUAAUGAUGAUUCUGACUUUCUUUUUACCUGCAAUUCUGAUUUAAACUCACAAAUACAAGUAAAAAAUUGGAUAAAAAGUCUGGAACUCUAUAUGGGAACUAUGUAGGAACUAUAAAGCUGAAUUGCAAGCUAUGAAUUCUGAGAGAGAGAAAAACUUGUAAUAAGCAUGACUCUUAAUGAUGAUUCUGACUUUCUUUUUACCUGCAAUUCUGAUUUAAACUCACAAAUGCAAGUAAAAACUAAAGAAAAAAGUCAGACGUAGAAACAAAAGCUGAAUUGCAACAUAUAAACUCUGAGACUUUUUUUUAAACAGGAUUUUGAUUUAAACUCACAAUUGCAAGUAAGAAAAUCAUGAGACAAAAUUCAUUUGUUGUAAGAACUAACAAGCUGAAAUCUAAGAUAUAAAUUCUGAGAGCCAAAAAGCUUGCAACAACCAUGGCUCUUAAUGUCAAACUCACAAAUGCAAGUAAAGAUUCAAGAUAAAAAGUCAGAUGUAGGAAGCUGAAUUGCAAGAUUUAAAUCAGCAAUAACAAUAACCAUGACUCUUAAUGAUGAUUCUGACUUUCUUUUAACCUGCAAUUCUGAUGCAAAUUCACAAUUAAAGGUAAAGAAAUUGUGAGGAAAAAGUCAGAAUCAUCAUUUAGAGUCAUGGUUAUUGCUAUUUGUUUCCUCAGAAUUUAUAUCUUGCAAUUCAGCCUAUUAGUUUCUACAACUGAUAGGAAAAAAAUGUGUAAUAAGCAUGACUCUUAAUGAUGAUUCAGACUAUUUUUUUUACCAGCAAUUCUGAUUCAAACUCACAAAUACAAGUAAAAAUUGGAGAAAAAACAAGCUUGCAAUAGCCAUGACUCUUAAUGUCAAAUUCACAAUUGCAAGAAAAAAAUUGUGAGGAAAAACGUCAGAUGUAGGAACUAAAAAGCUGAAUUGCAAGAUAUGAAUUCUGAGGGGAAAGAAAAACUUGUAAUAAGCAUGACUCUUAAUGAUGAUUCUGACUUUUUUAGCAGCAAUUCUGAUUUAAACUCACAAAUGCAAGUAAAAACUAAAGAAAAAAGUCAGAUGUAGGAACUAAAAAGCUGAAUUGCAAGAUAUAAACUCUGAGACUUUUUUUUAAACAGGAUUUUGAUUUAAACUCACAAUUGCAAGUAAUAAAAUCAUGAGAAAAAUGCAUUUGUUGUAAGAACUAACAAGCUGAAUUCCAAGAUAUAAAUUCUGAGAGCCAAAAAGCUUGCAACAACCAUGGCUCUUAAUGUCAAACUCACAAAUGCAAGUAAAGAUUCAAGAUAAAAAGUCAGAUGUAGGAAGAUGAAUUGCAAGAUAUAAAUCAGCAAUAACAAUAACCAUGACUCUUAAUGAUGAUUCUGACUUUCUUUUAACCUGCAAUUCGGAUUUAAACUCACAAAUACAAGUAAAAAAUUGGAUUAAAAAGUCUGGAACUAUAUAUGGGAAUGAUGUAGGAACUAAAAAGCUGAAUUGCAAGAUAUAAAUUCUGAGAUAGAGAAAAACUUGUAAUAAGCAUGACUCUUAAUGAUGAUUCUGACUUUCUUUUCACCUGCAAUUCUGAUUCAAACUCACAAAUACAAGUAAAAACUGAAGAAAAAAGUCAGACUAAAAAACAAAGCUGAAUUGCAAGAUAUAAAUCAGCAAUAACAAUAACCAUGACCCUUAAUGAUGAUUCUGACUUUCUUUUAACCUGCAAUUCUGAUGCAAAUUCACAAUUAAAGGUAAAGAAAUUGUGAGGAAAAAGUCAGAAUCAUCAUUUAGAGUCAUGGUUAUUGCUAUUUGUUUCCUCAGAAUUUAUAUCCUGCAAUUCAGCUUAUUAGUUUCUACAACUGAUGGAAAAAACUUGUAAUAAGCAUGACUCCUAAUGAUGAUUCAGACUUUCUUUUUACCUGCAAUUCUGAUUCAAACUCACAAAUGCAAGUAAAAAUUGGAGAAAAACAUCAGAUGAAAGAACUAAAAAGCUGAAUUUCAACAAAUAAAAAAUCUGAGAAAAACAAGCUUGCAAUAGCCAUGACUCUUAAUGUCAAAUUCACAAUCGCAAGAAAAAAAUAGUGAGGAAAAUAGUCAGAUGUAGGAACUAAAAAGCUGAAUUGCAAGCUAUGAAUUCUGAGGGGAAAGAAAAACUUGUAAUAAGCAUGAGUCUUAAUGAUGAUUCUGACUUUCUUUUUACCUGCAAUUCUGAUUUAAACUCACAGAUGCACACAGAAAAUUGUUCAAUAUGCAAUAACCAUAAUUCAUAAUGUCAAAGUCACAAUUUCAAGAAAAACUUGAGGAAAAAGUCAGAUGUAGGAACUAAAAAGCUGAAGUGCAAGAUAUCAAAAAUUCUUAGAGAAAAAAAGCUUGCAAUAAGCAUGACUCUUAAUGAUGAUUCUGACAUUUUUUUUACUAGCAAUUCUGAUUUAAACUCACAAAUGCAAGUAAAAAGUUGUGAUUUUAAAGUUGAAAAUGCAAUAUCCAUGCCUUAUAAUGUCAAAUUCACAAAUGCAAGUUUAACAUUGUAAGGAAAAAUGUGAGCUGUAGGAACUAAAAAUUGCAAGAUAUAAAUACAAAUAUGAGGGGAAAGAAAAACUUAUAAUAACCAUGACUCUUAAUGGUGAUUCUGACUUUUUACCUGCAGUUCUGAUUUAAACUCACAAAUGCACACAGAAAAUUGUUCGAUAUGCAAUAACCGGGAUUCAUAAUGUCAAAGUCACAAUUGCAAGUAAAAAUUAUGAGAAAAAAGUCAGACGUAGGAACUAAAAAGGUGAAUUGCAAGAUAUAAAUUCUGAUGGAAAACACUUGUAAUAGCCGUAACUCUUAAUGAUAAUUCUGGCUUUUUUUUUUACCAGCAGUUCUGAUUUAAACUCACAAAUGCAAGUAAAAAGUUGUGAUUUUAAAGUUGAAAAUGCAAUAUCCAUGCCUUAUAAUGUCAAAUUCACAAACGCAAGUAAAACAUUGUGAGGAAAAAUGUGAGCUGUAGGAACUAAAAAGCUGAAUUGCAAGAUAUAAAUACAAAUAUGAGGGGAAAAAAUAACUUAUAAUAAUCAUGACUCUUAACUGGGAUUCUGACUUUUUACCUGCAAUUCUGAUUUAAACUCACAAAUGCAGACAGAAAAUUGUUCGAUAUGCAAUAACCAUAAUUCAUAAUGUCAAAGUCACAAUUUCAAGAAAAACUUGAGGAAAAAGUCAGAUGUAGGAACUAAAAAGCUGAAUUGCAAGAUAUAAAUUCUGAGGGAAAAACACUUGUAAUAGCCGUAACUCUUAAUGAUAAUUCUGGCUUUUUUUUUUACCAGCAGUUCUGAUUUAAACUCACAAAUGCAAGUAGGAAUUGGAGAGAAAAAAAGUCAGAUGUAGGAACUAAAAAGCUGAAUUGCAAGAUAUGAACUCUGAGAGACAAAAAGCUUGCAAUAACCCAAUAACCAUGACUCUUAAUAUCAAACUCACAAAUGCAGGUAAAAAAAUGCAAAUUCACAAUUGCAAGGUGAAGAAAAAAUAAGAAUCAUCAUAGAGUUAUGGAUAUUGCUAUUUGUUUCCUCAGUAUUUAUAUCCUGCAAUUCAGCUUAUUAGUUUCUACAACUGAUAUGAAAAAACGUGUAAUAAGCAUGACUCUUAAUGAUGAUUCUGGCUUUUUUUUUACCAGCAAUUCUGAUUUAAACUCACAAAUGCAAGUAAAAAUCAGAUGUAGGAACUAAAAAGCUGAAUUGCAAGAUAUCAAUUCUGUGGAGAAAAAAACUUGCAAUAACCCAAUAACCAUGACUCUUAAUAAUGUCUGCCUUUUUUGUACCAGCAAUUCUGAUUCAAACUUACAGAUGCAAGUACAAAUGGUGAGGAAAACAGUCAGAUGUAGGAACUAAAACGCUGAAUUGCAAGAUAUAAAUUGAGAUUAUAAAACUUGCAAGAAUAAAAUAGCUUUAAUUCAAAACAAGCUUCCAUAAUAUGCUGUCAGAAUUGCAAAACAUAUUAAACCCUGUUCCACAACCUUGUGAGUCUACAUAGGCAGCUGACUACUACUGGGAACAUCCAGUCUGCACUGAUCUGAGGUGCACAUGAUAGUCAGCACCUCCCAAUGCUACACAGAUAGAGCUCUUCAUGUGCCAAUCACUUAUGACAUAAAAUAAUUUGCUAUAAUAAUUGUACAGCAUACAUCUGUCCAUUAAUAACAUAUAAAAUUAAAUAAUAAGCAUAUGAAUGGACACGCUGGAGGGACUAUGUGGAGGGAUCCUCCCUGAGGAGCUGGAGGAAGUGUCUGGGGAGAGGGAAGUCUGGAGUUAUCUUCUAAGACUGCUGCCCCCGCGACCUGACCCCAGAUUAGCGGAUGAAAUAGUCAUACAUACAUACAUACAUACAUACAUAUAUAUAUAUAUACCAUACAUGACCUUUUAGCUUUAUCAAAACAAUUCACAUUAAUUAAGAACGAUAAACAUUAUACAUAUCAAAAUCAACCACACAAUAUUUCAUACUUACCAUAUAUUGACUUUAAUUUCAGACUCUUUCAUUAUUUCUCAAUCAUGUAUAAAUUUCAUCAUAAACAAAGCCUUAAUUAGCUGAAAAGAUCUGAAUUAUUAAUUACCGAAUUGAUUCAUCCAGAAGGGUUGUAAUUUUUUCACAGUAUUCAAGGCAAGGACAUUAUAAGUAACAAUAAUUAAAUGCUCUAAAAAUGAAAAGUGCUCCCUUACAUGACUUUUUCUGUGCAAAAGUAAUCUAAUAACAGUAAUAAGCUACUCAUACUGAAAGCGGCGAGAGCGUCAAAGUAGCCGGAAGUCAUUCAUUUUUAAUGGGAGCCAGUGGCGAGGAGUGGUGCGGCGCGUUUUCGCAGGUGCAGGCGUCGAGGAGUGUUGAAAUCAAGUCAACUCUAUGAUAAUGAGCUAUGAUGCGGUUCAGCGGCAACUAAUCAGAAUGUUGAAUCUAGGAGACCAGAAAGGAGGAGUCCUCUGAACUUUGGUUUCGACCACAGUUGUUCCUAAGGGUUUGAUUAUUGCGGUCAUCAGAUUUCGAAUUAUUUACGAUGUUUUCUUACAGUGGCAUACAGUUGAAGUCAGAAUUAUUAGCCCCCCUGUUUAUUUUAUUCCCCAAUUUCUGUUUAACAGAGAUUUUUUUCCAACACAUUUCUAAUCAUAAUAGUUUUAAUAACUCAUCUCUAAUAACUGAUUUAUUUUCUCUUUGUCAUGAUGACAGUAAAUAAUAUUAGACUAGAUAUUCUUCAAGACACUUCUAUACAGCUUAAAGUGACAUUUAAAGGCUUAACUAGGUUAAUUAGGUUAACUAGGCAGGUUAGGGUAAUUAGGCAAGUUAUUGUUUAACGAUGGUUUGUUCUGUAGACAAAAAAUAUAGCUUAAAGGGGCUAAUAAUAUUGACCUUAAAAUGGUGUUUAAAAAAUUAAAAACUGCGUUUAUUCUAGCUGAAAUAAAACAAAUAAGACUUUCUCCAGAAGAAAAAAUAUUAUCAGACAUACUGUGAAAAUUUCCUGAAUCUGUGAAACAUCAUUUGGGAAAUAUUUAAAAAAAGAAUAAAAAAAUCAAUAUAUAUUCAAUAAUUCUGACUUCAACUGUUUAUAAAAAAGUUACUGGCGAGUUACUGAUGUGCAUUAAUGUUAUUUUAUCUUUAAAAAAGCAGGAAUGUCAUGCUAACUAUAAAGAAAAUACAAAACAGGAUUGCUGUUCAGGAUAUUUCAUAUCUUAUGGACACAUAUUGGAUAAAUGGAGCAAAGCCACAGCACAUGCAACUUGAUCUUCAAUAGUUAAAUGAGUCUGAUAAAGAGCGUGCAACAUUUUCAUGCAUGUUUUUAAACAGGAAUGUAAGUGAUUUGCUGAUAUCAAGCAAUGGCCCCUUUAAAUCCGUGAUGAAUUUAGCGAACUUUGACGCUCUUGCCGCCUUCAGUGUAAAUGCACAGUAACUACAACAGGCUACAGUGGUUAUAUGAAUAAAAACAGUAUAUAUGAUGUCUUUCAGUGCUUUAAUAUUUCAUGUAAUAACUCUGCAAUCUUAUAUAGACUUCUAUAUAGACCAGUGUUUCCCAACCCUGUUCCUGGAGGCACACCAACAGUACAUAUUUUGGAUGUCUCCCUUUUCUGACCCAUUAACUUCAGGUGUUGGAGUCUCUUCAGAUGUUAUAAGUUGAUUCAGGUGUGUUUGAUUAGGGAGAGGUUGAAAAUGUGUAUUGUUGGUGUGCCUUCAGGUACAGGGUUGGGAAGCACUGAUGUAGACUACCCUCUUAUGAUGCCUUAACAUGCUCCCUAUGUAGGGCGCUCACUAGGGUUUGGAACAGAGCUGUUGUUUCCUGGUUUUGUUGAUAAAUUCCAGUUUGUGGGAGACUGUGAAAAUCGCAGAUGCUCUGAUUGUAAAAAGGGCUUCAAUUUCGGGUAGCUGAGAGCAUUUUUGAGAUGUUUCUGGUGGGAAAUUAUGAUUUAACUUUAAGUAUAUAACCUUACGACUCGUCGUCUUCCAGAAAAUCCCUGAAUCUAUGCAUCUGUAAAGAGUGAGACUCAACCAAACCUUUACAAAUACAAAUAAAACAAGCACUGUGAUGGAUCCAGACCAUAUUUUAUCAUCAUAUUCAUCAUGUUUUACCAUAGUAUUUUUGUGGAGUAAUGUUUUGUAUAGGGAAUGUGGUUAUAUCUCACUCUGUUUCUUUUUACAAGCCAAAACUACACAUGAAACUCUUUUUUUUUAUUUCAGAAGUAUUGGACAAACCUUAAAUAACUGAAAUAUGUUAAAUAAUAAAGUUAUACUGACCUCUAAUGGACGUAAUGAGCAUUACAAGCAGGAUUAAUCCGGCUGUGUUCAGAAUUGCAUACUACCAUACUAAACAUUCUGCAAUCUACUGCGCACAGCAUGUGAACUAAAUGUAUGCAUACUUCUAUGUAAUGCAUUUACAUAUACUGUGCUUUAUAUAAUAAUGUUAUGUAUGCAUACUUUAAUGUAAUGCAUCUACAUAUGAUGAAUAAUGCAUUUAAAUGUAAUAUGUACUACAUUCUACAUUUAGUAUGUACUAUAUUAUAAUACAUCUGCCAAUUUAGAACAAGGUUUUCUUUAAUAAAAUGUUUAAUUCCAUGCUUUAAUAUGAAAAAAAACCUCACAUUAUUCAAAACACCGCUAUUAUUUUAAGAUAAACAUACACAGCCCGUAACCAGGAGGGUUCAGGUGAUUCAGAAAACCCACCCCUCACUCGCAAAGGUCUAGAAUUUGUCUCAUAGAUGAGCUCUUCUAUCCUAUUUUGAAUGCUAAUCCAUAGUAAAUAGUGAAAAUAACCCAUGGGAAAAGUGGAAUCCUCUGUUUGGUGUGACUUCAGCUAAUCAGUUUUGGCCAGUGCACUACACACUAUUAUUUUUCAUCAGUUCAAUAUCCAGCUAUGCAGGAAAACAUACAAUCUGACGUAUGUGAAGUCAUCUUUCACUACUAUAUUGUUUUUAAAUAUAGAAAACAUUGUACAAAUGACUUUUAUUGUAAAUCUUGGACCUUAUUCUUGAAACAAAAAAUGACCAAUGAAAGGUGUGAAGCGCUAGAGCAACCCAUAUUAAAAUGAAUUUCAGUACUAUUUUGGCUAUUGUUGUCAUCCAUGAACGUUUUUUGGUUAUGAUUAUUAUCCAACAAUCUAUUUCAGCUAAAAUAGUGCUUAAAGUGUCAGUAAAAUGCAGUAUUUAUAUCUCAUGAUUGAAUAGUAGUUUAAAUGAGGCCUAUAACCGCAUAAAGGUCCACUUUUUGAGAAAAAAAGAGCCACCCCUUUCACCAGGCUGGCUACAGGCCUGAUACAUUUCAUGCUGAAAUGAAGAGCUUUUUUUUGCAGUAUGCAGUGUAUACAGACAGCACUGUAUGUUAGUAUUCAAUUCUGACCACAGCCUUUUAAUGCAAUAAAAUCAUGGUCUUGUUUUAUCAUUUAGAUUAUUGAUUUAUUUUAGCGCUGAUCUGUGUGAUUAUUAAUGCUGUAUUCCUUCAUGUUUUCACUUUUAUUUUUUCUGCUCGAUUUUGUCUCAGUCCCACUACACUAUAUGCAACAGUUUUCUGCUCGAAGAGGUACUUUUACAAGGAAAUCUCCUUCAUGUGGCCUUUUUUUAAACACUACUAAAUUUUAAUAUAUAAUUCAAACUAAACUGUAUUCAAACUAUGUUAGCUAUCGAGAGGAAAAUCAUAUUAUAUCCUUUAUUUAAACAAAAGAGUGCCUUUUAGGGUUGUUUGUAUAUAAAAUUGCAAUAAAUGUAACUGUUGACUUGA